This is a messenger RNA of Hemicordylus capensis (graceful crag lizard), 2170 nucleotides long. It is a transcript of the gene MPEG1, whose product is annotated as macrophage expressed 1. Bases 1 to 2073 code for a protein of 690 amino acids. The transcript has a single exon. The record is from RefSeq and is a predicted model, not a curated record. Lineage: Eukaryota; Metazoa; Chordata; Lepidosauria; Squamata; Cordylidae. Gene Ontology annotation, biological process: defense response to bacterium.
AUGAGUAAUUUCACAGCAGUCCUUCUCUCUUUGAGUCUCAUUUGGACAAGCUGGGCACUGGACCCAUCUGCAGUUGGAUUCCAGGAAUGCCACCAAGUUCUGAAACUUCCUGCACUGGAAGUUCUCCCUGGAGGUGGCUGGGAUAACCUGAGGAAUCUGGACAUGGGUAGAGUGAUCAAGCUAAACUACUCAUUGUGCAGAACUACCGAAGACGGGGCUUACCUAAUCCCUAAUGAGGUUUUCACCAUUGCUCGUAAACAGAGUUAUUUGGAGAUCAACUCGGAGAUCAUUGAGUCUUGGGUGGAUUACCAGUGUGUCACCUCUGUUUCAAUCAAUGCAGAGCUAUCCUCUUCCUUCAUCAACGGUCGGUUCUCCAGCGACUUCCGCAGGACGAAAACCCAGCAAGUGAGAGACCAGACUGUAACCACCAGGGUUCAGGUCAGAAAUCUGAUUUACACUGCAAAAUUUGAUCCUGCAGCAAUGUUAGAUGAAGGUUUCCAGCGGCAGCUUCUUACAAUUGCUAGCCAUCUGGAGAACAACAAGACUGAAAUGGCUAAUUACUUGGCAGAGGUCUUAGUAUUGAACUAUGGCACUCACGUUGUCACUGGAGUGGAUGCUGGAGCCAGCCUUGUCCAGGAGGACCAGAUCAAAUCCAGCUUUGUGAAGGACAGCUGGUCCAUGCGGAGUUCUAUCACAGCUGCUGCUGGAGUCUCUUUCCACAAUAUUGUCAAUUUCAAAAGCAGUGCUUCAGCCGGCUUGGAAGACAAUUUCACCAAGCAGUACCUGUCCAAUCGCACCAGCUCUAGGGUGGAGAGCAUUGGAGGAUUUCCUUUUUAUCCUGGGAUUACUCUGAAAAGCUGGCAAGAGAGCAUCACCAACCAGCUGGUGGCUAUUGACCGUUCAGGCUUGCCUUUGCAGUUUUUCAUCACUCCAACCAACCUCCCAGGUUUGCCCACUCCCACAGUGAACAAAUUAUAUCAGACUGUGAAAUCUGCCAUCUCUCACUAUUAUGCUUUCAACACCUACCCUGGCUGCACAAAUGAAGCCUCACCCAACUUCAACUUCUAUGCCAACAUGGAUGAUGGAUCCUGUGACGGGACAGCAACCAACUUCACAUUUGGCGGAGCCUACCAGGAAUGUGCUCAGCUUGAGGGUCCUGAUGCUGCCGUGCUCUGUCAGGACCUGGAGCAGAGGAACCCACUCACUGGAACCUUCUCCUGCCCUGUGGGUUAUGCCCCAUUCAGGCUGAACUCUCAGCAACGUGAGGAAGGCUACAGCCACUGGGAUUGCCACAAGGAUUGCUUCAUGUGGGUUUUUUGCAAGUGGGUUUGUGAGGAUGUUUUCACACCCUCCAGAGUGCUUUUUAGCACAUACUGGUGCACAGCAAGAGGCACAGCCCCAGCAAACUCAGGAUUUCUCUUUGGGGGGCUCUUUAGUUCCAAGAGCACCAACCUCUUGACUAAUGCCCAGUCCUGUCCCCCCACCUUCUACGAACUGAAGCUCUUUGACCAACUCAAGCUCUGUGUCAGCACGGAUGAAAGGGGGCAGAGGUACUCUGUGCCCUUUGGAGGGUUCUUCAGUUGCCAGACAGGCAACCCACUGGUGGGAUUCCACAAUGGAACAGAUAGUGACCCAUAUCCAAAGAGAUGCCCAGAUGGAUUCAGUCAGCACCUGGCUCUGAUUAGCGAUGGAUGUCAAGUGGAAUACUGUGUCCGGGCUGGACUCUUCACACAAGGCUCAUUACCCCAAGCUCGACUCCCGCCCUUCACUCGCAAGCCUGCCAUCAGUUUCAUUGCCACUGAUACUGUCCUAGUAAUGAACAGCAAUGGUGGCCAGACUUGGGUCAAGGACCCCCAGACCCAGCUGUGGAAGAUAGGCAGCCCUACUGACGGGCACCACAAUGCAGCUGGAGAGAUCGCGGGGAUCUCCAUUGGUGUUGCCAUUGGCUUGGCCUUUCUCUUUGUCCUUGCUGUCUAUGGCCGCAGAAGGUACAAGAGAAGGGAGUACAGCAAGGUGGGGGGAGAGGAGGAGAGCUUGGUCUCAAACAAUGCUGGCUAUGGCCUCCGCAGCUGAAGUGGAGGACCAGCAGGAGCAGGAAAGGCUACCAGUUUAGUGGGGGAGAUACUGCAAACCAUGCUAUGUGUUAACAUGCUUUUUGAUAAGCUUCUUC